This is a messenger RNA of Nicotiana tabacum (common tobacco), 1151 nucleotides long. The record is from RefSeq and is a predicted model, not a curated record. Lineage: Eukaryota; Viridiplantae; Streptophyta; Magnoliopsida; Solanales; Solanaceae.
CUCUUCAUCUUCACUUUGUACCGAAAAACACCCUACUUGUUCCAAAGCACAGAAUUGUCUGUUCAAAAUUCUAAGGACAAUCUCCACUAUCCCACCUGAAAAUACCAUAAAGCUUCAAUCUUUAUCUAGUUCCCAACUCAAAGAAUCAGAAUAUGUUGUGAAAACCGAGUUUAAUGAAUUCCCCAUUGACUUGAAUGUUGGGUUUUGUGCUUCGCCGGAAAAUCAAGAAUCUGAGUCUCCGGUUGAUGGUUUCACCGCCACCGGGAGUGAACAUUCCGGUGGGGUUGGGAAAUGCUCUGAUGGUGAAUGUGAAGUUGGGAAAGAAGAAAAAUUGUUGGACAGUGACAGUUUUUUAGAAGUUAAAGUUCACACUAAUGGUGGACUUUCCGGUGCUGACGUGGAAAUUCUAGAAAGUUCUCAGCUUGAGAUUACUAAUGGGGUUUCUGAAAUUACCAAACUUGAAGAGGAAAAGGGGUUCAUGGGUUUGCUCAUUGAAGCAGCAAGAUUGAUAUUUGGUGAAUUCAAAGACGAGGAUUCUGAUUUUGAACCGGAGCCGGAGAAGAAAAGCAGAACAAAGCAGCUGAAACGGAGAAAUAAGUGCUGGGGAAUGGAAUACGUGGAGGAGACGGUGGACGGAAAAUGUUCGUCGCCGGUUGUCCGAUCAAAAAGAGCGAGGAUUCAGGUGUUACCGUGCAAAUACCGAGACUCUAUUAUUGAGCCAUUGACGGGAUUUUCAAGAAAUAGGUCGAGCAUUGUUGCAAAGCUACGGCCAAGAUCGCUUAGGGGGACAUCCGAUAAAAUUAGAACAAUACAUAGAAGAUUAGCAUGAAUUAAGUGGAAAGAUGACGCGCACAAAUCGACAACUUUGGUUCAGUGGUAUAGAGAGAUAGAGAAAAGAGGAAAAUUGAUGAGACAAAGAUGAGAUUUUUAACCUUUGGUAAUCUUAAAAUUACUUCCGGAAUUUAUAAGUUUCUUGCAUUUUAGCAUUUUGAUUGAUAAAAUGUGUAGUGACUACUUUAGCAAUUAAUAGCAGUACUAAAGUAGUAUACAAGAGGAGAAUAUGGCUUUCAAAUUGGUAUGGAUCUUAUGCUUGAUCGUUUAUUCAAGUUGAGGAUCAUGCCAUACUAAACUAAAACGGGUGAUUUUUGUUA